Molecule: messenger RNA, 1050 nt
Organism: Aspergillus nidulans FGSC A4
Lineage: Eukaryota; Fungi; Ascomycota; Eurotiomycetes; Eurotiales; Aspergillaceae
Exons: 6
Coding region: 1-1050 (349 amino acids)
Cellular component (GO): membrane
Source: RefSeq, a predicted model, not a curated record
AUGGCGGGCGAUGAGAGAGUCAGCAUCACUGCGGUGUCGUGGACACUAGGCACACUGUCCAUCCUUUUAGUCGCACUACGUCUCUACACUCGCUUGCUGAUAACUAGAUGUCGAGGAUGGGACGAUCUGUUCGUCACUAUUGCUUUAGUAAACGCAAUCAUCUGCUCAGCCCUAACCCAAAUCGCAGUCUCCCACGGCCUUGGGAAGCACGAGGCCGAUAUCCCAAAUCCCAACGACCGCAUAAGCGCUGCCAAAUACGCCACUAUUGCACCCAGCUUCUCCGUCAUCAGUACAGUGACUGGCAAAAUCUCUGUAGUGAUAUUCCUCCUCCGACUGCUAACGUUAUCUGCCAAACCGUGGCAUCGAUGGUUUCUCCACUCUUUGACGCUCGCUUCAAUUGCGUGGAAUAUACUCGGGAUAGUUGCGAUUAUCGGUUAUUGUCGGCCGACGAGGAAGAUAUGGCUGCCUGAAACGGAGGGGAGUUGCAUGAGUUCAAGAUUCCAGCUUGUCGCUGGGAUAUCGCAAUCUGCAUUUAACGCCUUCGCUGACUGGGCACUCGCACUCUUCCCUGCAAUCUUAUUUCGCAAGGUCCAGCUGCCGCUUUUGAAGAAGGUAGUAGUCAUCGCUGUUUUGGGGUCUGGCGUACUGGACAUGGCGCGCCAUCAUGAGAUGGUAUAUGUAGAAUUGAGACAGCAGCCUAAGAUAUGGAACGAGCAGAUGUACCUGAUAAUAAUCUGCGCCUCUGUUCCGACAAUGCCGCAGAGCCUUAAUGCCCUCCUCCACCUCUGCAAGACAUAUCACAAGUACAAUUCCAGUUCGUCCCGUUGCAACUUGAGCAGACCAAGUAUUCGAGAACCAGGAGUCUUGCUUAAACGCAUGCAGGACAGUUCAUUGUUUGACGCACCUGCCGAGCAUGCUGGGAGCCAGGAAAAUAUCCUCGCCUGUAACGAGGGCGAAUUGAAUACGAAUAUCGGAUGUAUGAUAGACCUUACUGUUGCUCAGGACAGUGAUAUAGGCGACAUAGUUCUGGUCCAAGGCGGAACAAAUUGA